Molecule: messenger RNA, 3108 nt
Organism: Chaetomium strumarium
Lineage: Eukaryota; Fungi; Ascomycota; Sordariomycetes; Sordariales; Chaetomiaceae
Exons: 5
Coding region: 359-3028 (889 amino acids)
Biological process (GO): intracellular signal transduction; phospholipid catabolic process; phosphatidic acid biosynthetic process
Cellular component (GO): intracellular membrane-bounded organelle
Molecular function (GO): D-type glycerophospholipase activity
Source: RefSeq, a predicted model, not a curated record
CAGGUGAACAUGACGGCAGUCAUACUGCAAACCAAGGUGAUUGUUGAUAGCCACCGGGGCCACUUCCCAAACCGCCGGAUAUGUCAACCUUUCUUCCUACACCAUAUCCAGAUCUCAUACUCCUUGGCUGAUGCUCCUUUGUCCCUUCCAUGAACUUAAACGGAACGGAAUAGUAGAGCUGCUGCUGGUAACUCGCUCGUGAUCUCAUCUACGCCCGGACACCAGACAUCCCCAGCAAGUUGCUUGUUCGCACAUAUAGCUACACCAUUCAUUUUGCCUUCUUCACUCGUUGGCCUUCACAGGAGGUACUGUCAGUGAUUGGAAGGGAUAGACCCUCACGACAUAUACCGAGCUCAAGAUGGCGGCCAUACCGGCGCCCGAUGGAACGCACGACAAGCACCAUGGCAGUGACCUAGGCAGGAAACUCAAACUUCCCUUCCACAAUCUUAAGGAGAAACUCGGCCACAGCCAUCACCUGGGCGACGCCGGGGUCCACUUGAUCCACCAAAAACACAAGAUCGGCAAGUUUGCCAACUUGUUUAACCCCCACCAUCGCCAUGAUGAGGCGCAUGAAAAGGCCUGCGAUGAGAAGCGUAGCAAGAUCGCCGAGUCCCACCGGUUCGAGUCCUACUUCCCCGAGAGGGAGGGUAAUAUGGUGAAGUGGUACGUGGAUGGUAGAGAUUACUUCUGGGCUGUGUCGGCUGCCCUAGAGAAGGCAAAGGAGACUAUCUACAUCGCCGACUGGUGGUUAUCGCCCGAGCUGUUCCUCCGGCGCCCUCCCUAUUUCAACCAGGAGUGGCGACUCGACCAGAUUCUGAAGCGCCGGGCAGAGGCGGGAGUCAAGAUCUACGUCAUUGUCUACCGGGAGGUCGAGGCGGCUCUCACCUGCAACUCGGUGCACACCAAGCACGCACUCCAGGCACUAUGCCCCGAAGGCUCUCCCGGCUUCGGCAACAUCAAGGUCAUGCGCCACCCUGACCACAACAUCCUCGAGAAUGCCGCAGACAUGACCUUCUACUGGGCCCACCAUGAGAAGCUCAUCGUCAUUGACUAUGAGAUAGCGUUCAUUGGCGGGCUGGACCUGUGCUUUGGCCGGUGGGACAACCAUCAGCAUAUCUUGGCGGACAUGCACCCGGAGGGCGUUGCGAACGAAGUGUGGCCCGGUCAAGACUUCAACAAUAACCGCAUCAUGGACUUCAAGAAUGUCGAUGACUGGAAGCAGAACGAGCUGAACAAGGCCGAGGCAGGUCGCAUGCCGUGGCACGACGUUGCCAUGGGCGUGAUCGGGCCCUGCGUGUACGACAUCGCCGAGCACUUUGUUCUCCGGUGGAACUUCGUCAAGCGCGACAAGUACAAACGGGAUAAGCGGUUUGAAUGGCUCGAGCUGGAGGGGCGCCAGGGCGAGAAUGAGGAUCUCGUUGGCGUGCAACGGCCCGCCCACCCCGUCGGCGGGUAUGUGCUUCAUCCCCUAUCUCCCAUGGCCAACAAGCACGUCGAAAACCGUGGGACCGUCCGCGCCCAGAUCGUACGCUCCAGCGCCGACUGGUCAAGCGGAAUUCUCACCGACCACUCCAUCCAGAACGCCUACAGCGAGAUCAUCGGCAACGCACAGCACUACGUCUACAUCGAGAACCAGUUCUUCAUCACCGCUACCGGGGAGGAGCAGCCGCCGAUCCGCAACACUAUCGGAAGGGCCAUUGUGGACGCUGUCUUGAGGGCGGCAAAGGAAGGGCGCAAGUUCCGCGUCAUCAUCCUGAUUCCCGCCGUCCCGGGCUUUGCGGGAGACCUGCGAGAAGACGGCGCCAUUGGCACGCGAGCCAUCAUGGACUACCAGUACAAGUCUAUCUGCAGGGGCGAGCAUAGCAUCUUUGGACAGAUCGAGAAGGAGGGCGUCGACCCAACCAAGUACCUCUUCUUCUUCAACCUGCGCACUUACGACCGUCUAAACGUGACGCCGGGCGUCAAAAAGCGGGAAGAAGAGACGGGGAUCAAAUACAAGGACGUCCAGCGGGCCCAUGCGGAGGAGAUUAUGAGUGAGGGCAUUCACGGCACCAUGGACCCCGAGGACGGGCGCGAUAAGCACAUGGGAGGGCAUCAUGAGCAGAGUAGGCAGCGCGACCUGAGUAGGCAACGCGAGACUGUCGACGGAGAGCUCGGGGAGAACGUGGCCGAAGAACGCAGAUCGACCGGCCUCCUGAACGAACUAGACGCCAAGCGGAAGUUCGAGGCAGCUGGCGCCGAUGGAGACACGAACUAUGACAAGGCGGACGCGCAGCCGGUCUUUAGCGUUGCCCACCAUGCUAUGGCCGGCCAAGGUCCCGUGUCCGAGGUCCCCUGGGACGGCGAGCCCGACGAGGAGGUCAACCAUUGGAUCCAGGAGGAGCUCUACAUCCAUGCCAAGCUGCUCAUCGUCGACGACCGGAUCGUCGUCUGCGGAUCGAGCAACCUGAACGACCGCAGCCAGCUGGGAUACCACGACAGCGAGCUGAGCAUUGUCAUGGAGGACACGCACCGCGUCGAGUCCACCAUGGACGGGAAGCCUUACGAGGCCGGCUGGCAUGCUGCCACGCUGCGGCGCUAUCUCUGGCGGGAACAUCUCGGUCUGCUGCCGCCACAGGACCAUGAUGCCAGCAAUGACCCCAAUGCCCAGCCACCCGGUGACGACUCGCCCAAUGAUGUCCGGGACAACGACGACACGUGGAAGCUGGUAGAAGACCCGCUCAGCGACGAGCUGUGGGAUAUGUGGACGGAGAGGGCAUCGACGAACACCCAGGUCUUCAGGCAGCUGUUCCACUCUGAUCCGGAUGAUUAUGUCAAGACCUUUGACGACUACGACAGCUACAUGCCGCCCAAGGGUGUCAAGGCUGGCCACAUCUACGACCGCAUAACGCCGCCGGACGAGGUGAGGCAGAAGCUGGACAAGGUCAAGGGGCACUUGGUCUGGAUGCCGUUGCAGUUCCUCGAAGGCGCAAACAUGGCGGAGAAGGGCUUGCAGGUGAAUGCGUGGACCGAGAGUGUCUACACCUAGGCGGGUACUAGCUAUCCGGCCAUUCUUGAAGCGUGUGUUGUAUAAAGGUUCUUAAUGCAUUGCUUUGGGCUCAGGGUCAA